AUGGAGACCAUCUGGAUCUACCAGUUCCGCCUCAUCGUGAUAGGGGACUCCACCGUGGGCAAGUCGUGCCUUCUGCACCGCUUCACCCAGGGCCGCUUCCCCGGGCUGCGCUCCCCCGCUUGCGACCCCACCGUCGGCGUGGACUUCUUCUCCCGCCUCUUGGAGAUCGAACCGGGCAAGAGGAUCAAGCUGCAGCUCUGGGACACAGCGGGACAGGAGCGGUUCAGAUCCAUAACUCGAUCUUACUACCGCAACUCAGUUGGUGGAUUUUUAGUGUUUGACAUUACUAACCGACGAUCUUUUGAACAUGUGAAAGAUUGGCUAGAAGAAGCAAAACUACAUGUACAGCCAUUUCGGAUUGUAUUUCUGCUAGUGGGACAUAAGUGUGAUUUAGCUUCACAACGUCAAGUUACAAGGGAAGAAGCUGAAAAACUGUCAGCAGACUGUGGCAUGAAGUAUAUAGAAACCUCUGCAAGAGAUGCUACAAAUGUUGAGGAAUCCUUUACAAUCUUGACAAGAGACAUAUAUGAACUUAUUAAAAAGGGAGAAAUUUGUAUUCAGGAUGGCUGGGAAGGGGUUAAGAGUGGUUUUGUUCCAAAUACUGUGCAUUCUUCUGAGGAAGCAGUCAAGCCCAGGAAAGAGUGCUUCUGCUGA
Molecule: messenger RNA, 654 nt
Organism: Cynocephalus volans (Philippine flying lemur)
Lineage: Eukaryota; Metazoa; Chordata; Mammalia; Dermoptera; Cynocephalidae
Gene: RAB39A
Product: RAB39A, member RAS oncogene family
Exons: 2
Coding region: 1-654 (217 amino acids)
Biological process (GO): Rab protein signal transduction; phagosome-lysosome fusion; vesicle-mediated transport
Cellular component (GO): Golgi apparatus
Molecular function (GO): GTPase activity; GTP binding
Source: RefSeq, a predicted model, not a curated record